This is a messenger RNA of Penicillium cosmopolitanum, 1332 nucleotides long. Its product is annotated as FAD-dependent oxidoreductase. The record is from RefSeq and is a predicted model, not a curated record. Gene Ontology annotation, molecular function: monooxygenase activity; FAD binding. The coding region runs from base 1 to 1332 and encodes 443 amino acids. Lineage: Eukaryota; Fungi; Ascomycota; Eurotiomycetes; Eurotiales; Aspergillaceae. The transcript has 6 exons.
AUGGGUGAGAGGCAGGAUACUCUACGGGUCAUAAUCGCCGGCGCCGGCAUUGCGGGGCUUGCGACAGCGAUCUCAUUGUCACAAAUCGCUUCGAUCACAAACAUAGACAUCCAACUUUACGAGCAAGCACCCGAGCUGCUGGAAAUCGGAGCCAGUAUUGCACUCAGCCCAAAUGGAAUGCGCACCUUGGAAAAGCUAGGAGUGGACAAAGCACUCACCGAUGAGUUUGGUUAUAGAGGACCAAGUGGCAUACCACAAAUCUUUCGUCACUGGAAGACCGACCAGGUUAUCUCGGUCGACACUCACACCAAUGUCCCCAACCCUCGCCAUCAUACCACUCGGUUCCAUCGAGGCCAUCUACAUGCAGCUCUUCUUGAACAUGUUCCCAGAGAGUCUAUACAUCUAGGGAAGAAGAUAAUCCAUGCGGAGGCUGAUAAAAAUGGCGUCACUCUGCAUUUCGAGGAUGGGAGUAGUGUGCAAGGUGAUGUUUUGAUCGGGGCAGAUGGAAUUCGAUCGGCUGUUAGGAAAUCAUUCUUGCCUGACUACAGGCUCCGUUUCAGUGGAAAGGUCUUUAUGAGAUCAACAUUUGACGCAUCUUUGGUGGAAGGGAAAAUCCCCAAUCUACCUUCCGACUCCAUGCAUUGGACUUGGUAUAGUACCUCAACAAUCCCGCAUAUAGGUAGUCUGCUAAUGAACCCAGGCAAGGACCAGUAUACAACAGUCGGGGCUUACGAUGACCCCCGCACGGAAGAAGAGCUCGAAAACAGCAUUGCAUGGAAUCAACGUGGAAAUGUUGAGUUUCUAAGGGAGAAGUACAAGAUGCUCUCUCGACCUGGGUGUUUGAUUCUCGGGUCACUCUCAUCGGCGAUGCCGCACACGCCCAUGGGGGGGGCUUUCGCUGCUGGGGGCUCGUUGGCAUUGGAUGAUACUCUUGCUCUUGGCCUUGCCUUUCGGCAUGUCUUCGGCGCCCAAACUUCCGGACAGACUUUCUCGAGUGAGAAUAUCAAGAAGGCGUUGGGAUUAUACAGCAACACGAGGCAGCCGCACACAGCUCGUAUACUGCGCAUUGUUCACAAUCAAAUCGAUAAAAGAGGCGCGCAGUUUACCUCAGCCGAAGAGGAGGAUGAGGCGUUGGUUGCCAGAAUGAGAAGCAGGCCAAAUACGGAAUGGUUAUCAGAACAUGAUGUCGAAGCUGCAUUCGCAGCUACGCUUGAGCAGGUGGAGGUAAUAGAAGCCUCAGAUCAAGCGCAAGCCUCGAAGAGCACAAAGACAGUUCCAGAAUCGAGCUCUGGUACUAGUACUAGUAUACAGCUCGAAGGCAGCAAGCUAUAG